This is a messenger RNA of Thalassophryne amazonica, 3502 nucleotides long. RefSeq names its product kelch-like family member 24a (gene klhl24a). NCBI's taxonomy places the organism in Eukaryota, Metazoa, Chordata, Actinopteri, Batrachoidiformes, Batrachoididae. The transcript is spliced from 8 exons. The coding region runs from base 249 to 2051 and encodes 600 amino acids. The record is from RefSeq and is a predicted model, not a curated record. Gene Ontology annotation, molecular function: protein binding.
CGGCGACAAGUAUAAAUAGGUUUUGUGUUUACAGUUAGUGUGAGUUCUUUGUUUUUCAUCAAAAUGUGUAGGCCAAAUAACAGCCUGUUUUGUUUUUCACAGCUGCUUGAGUGAGCAUAUUGUAAAAGACACUGGCAAAACAAGUUUGUUUCCAUUUUUUCUUGUAACGGAAGAGGAAACUUCGUCUGGAAACGUCAACAUAAGAGCAUCUUAAGAUUUCACAAAGGCACACAUUGAAGGUGGUGGCCAUGGUGCUGAUUUUGGGCAGAAGGCUGAACAGGGAGGAUGCCGGGAUCAGAGACUCACCAGCUGUCAAACGCAAGGUGUUUGAGGUUGACCCCAAGGCAUUGUCCAGCCAGGAUGUCUUGGAUUUCUGUUCUGGUUCUUCACACUCAGAGGGCAUCCUCCAGGUUUUCAAUGAAUUUCGCGAUUGCCGUUUGUUCACUGAUGUGGUCAUCAGCGUGCAAGGCCGUGAGUUCCCCUGCCAUCGUGCUGUGCUCUCUGCCUGCUCUUCCUACUUCAGAGCCAUGUUCUGCAAUGAUCACCGUGAAAGCCGCGAGAUGCUUGUGGAGAUCAAUGGCAUCCUGGCAGAAGCGAUGGACUCCUUCCUCAACUAUGUGUACACUGGCCGUGCCAAGAUCACCACAGAGAAUGUGCAGUUCCUUUUUGAGACCUCCAGUCUCUUCCAGAUCACUACAUUGCGUGAUGCUUGUGCAAAGUUCCUGGAGGAGCAGUUGGACCCAUGCAACUGCCUGGGCCUCCAGCGUUUUGCAGACGCCCAUUCCCUGAAACAGCUAGCUAGUCGCUGCCGCAGUUACGCCUUGGCCAACUUCUCAGAGGUGGCUCAGCAUGAGGAAUUUCUCGAUCUACACAAAGAAGAACUGGAAGAGUAUAUUGGCAGUGAUGAGUUGUCCAUCAGUAAAGAGGAGGUGGUGUUUGAGGCAGUCAUGCGUUGGGUGUACCACAGUAUGGAGCUCAGAAAGCCCAUUCUCAAGGAACUUCUGCACCAUGUGCGCCUGCCCCUUCUACAACCAAACUACUUUGUCCAGACUGUGGAAGGCGAUCAGCUCAUUCAGAAUGCUCCAGAGUGCUAUCAGCUGUUGCACGAGGCCAGGCGUUACCAUGUGCUUGGAAACGAAAUGAUGUCGCCCAGAACCCGGCCACGCAGGUCGACUGGCUUCUCGGAAGUGAUUGUGGUGGUGGGUGGUUGUGAGAGGAUUGGGGGCUUCAACCUGCCUUACACUGAAUGCUAUGAUCCAGUAACAGGAGAGUGGAAGUCACUGGCCAAGCUACCAGAGUUCACAAAGUCAGAGUAUGCCGUCUGUGCCCUCCGUAAUGACGUUCUCGUGUCAGGCGGCCGUAUCAACAGCAGGGAUGUGUGGAUGUAUACUUCACAGCUUAACCUGUGGAUCAGAGUGGCCUCUCUCAACAAAGGUCGCUGGAGACACAAGAUGGCCGUCCUACUUGGAAAGGUGUACGUUGUUGGUGGUUAUGAUGGCCAAAAUCGCCUCAGUAGUGUGGAGUGUUAUAACUCCUUCUCUAACCGCUGGACGGAAGUGGCUCCAUUGAAAGAGGCGGUCAGCUCUCCGGCUGUGGCCAGCUGUGCAGGCAAACUGUUUGUGAUUGGAGGAGGACCAGAUGACAACACCUGUUCAGACAAGGUUCAGUGCUACGAUCCAGAGACAGAUUCUUGGUUACUGCGGGCAAACAUUCCCAUUGCCAAGCGCUGCAUCACAGCAGUGUCACUCAACAAUCUGAUCUAUGUGUGUGGCGGUCUCACCAAGUCCAUAUUCUGCUACGACCCCAUGGAGGAUUACUGGAUGCAUGUGGUUCACACCUUCAACAAACAGGAGAGUUGUGGAAUGUCCGUGUGUAAUGGUAAGAUCUAUGUCCUCGGUGGCAGAGGGGAAAACGGUGAAGCGACAGACACCAUCCUGUGUUAUGACCCUGCAACAGGCAUCAUCACAGGAGUGGCAGCCAUGCCGCGACCAAUCUCCUACCACGGCUGUGUGACCAUCCACCGCUACAACGAAAAGUACCACCGGACCUGAUCGCCAACAGCCACGCACAAGAACACACACCAACAUGUCUGACCUUAAACUCUUUGAAACUGAAGCUCUUAAAGCACAUUCAUACACAGGACAAACAAAGCCGCUCUCUGCUAAAAAUCAGACACAUUUCACAAGGUUUAAUUUAUUUUCCCAGAGCGUGAUGUAGCAAACCGUCUGUGGAAAUGCUCAGCGGUUAUUAAUGCUAAUGAUAUGUCUGCUGCUUAAGGUAAAGUUGACCCAGAUCUGCAAAUCAGAAGUGCAACACAUUAGUCAUAUCAGUACAGUUUCAGGAUUACCUUACACGAUCAAAUUGUAGGGAAAUGUGCAAAUUAUUAAACUGUUUUUUAGAAAAGAUAAAGAGAAGAAAAAUUCUGCUCAUCCAAAUUUAAAAAGAAAAUACCUGAUCCUGCUGGAGAGGAUGGUGAUACUCUCAGAUAUUGAAUUAAAACUUCUAAGUGAAUUAGGUUUCACUGAAAUGUAAAUUAUCAAAAUGUUCUUAAUUAUGCCACUAAGUUUGAUUAUUUAUUUAUUUAUUUUUAUUAUUAUUUUUUUUUUUGGUCUGACACAAUUAAUUAGUCAUUCAGAAGAAAACUGAUUGUCAACUACUUUGAUAAACAAUUACUUGUUUAAUUCCACUUAUCGAGGAAAAAUACUAAACAUAUGAUUUCCCCCACCCACCCAAAAAAUUUAAUUAAUCUCUUGGAUUUGGACUGCUGGACAGACCAAACAAGUGUAAACAACAAAUUUAGUAAAUAUAUAUUUAGAAUCAUUUUCAGCCUCAAGGCCCUGUCUUGAUCAUCUGUGACACAUGUCCGAAGCACAUAACGCAAGUGCAUUUGACACGGUGCACAAUUUGAGUGCAAAGUUGGGCAUCGGGUAGAAAGGAAUUGUAUUUGGCCAAUUAAUGACUUGGCAUGUUUUGGGCAUAACAUGAAAUAAAAUCAGAUUGUCAUCUUUCAUCCUGUUUAAGACACAAGUGUCAGUGACUCAAGACGUGUGGCACAUUUCUGUGUGCUUGAUCCAGUGUGCAAGUGCCCUUUGUUGACCUGGCUGUGCCAGAUAGUUAUUUUUAGAUAUGGGAAUGGCCCUGCUGUCUACCUGGAUGGUUGCCAUCCAGGAUUCAAGGUUUUUCUGUGGCAUUGUGGAUUUAGUGAAGUGCAGCACCAGUGCAUGCUCUCAGACUUGACUUGACUUAAAUAGCAGAGAAACUGCGCUCGACUUUAGGCCAUGUCUUUGCCGGUCUGUGGUGUAAUUGUUUUCUGAAUUCACUUUCUUUCCUGACCACGCCUCAUUUUAGACCAACACGCCUGUGAGUUGAGUGCAGUUAAUACUUGGUACUUAGAUGACCUCAGUGCUGGGUGUGAAAACAAGAAGUGAGUCAGUUGUACACAAGCAAUAACACUUGCACUAUGCUGUGCACAGCAUGGAAGAUAGGGCCCUGAUCAACAUAG